GAGAGGCGGAUAUUCUUCGACGCCAUCUUGCUGCGUAGACUGACCAGAGUCCGUGGCAAAUUUACCUUUACUAGCAAUUGUUGAUAAUUGUAUUUAUCCGAAAUGUCGGAUAAGGAAGUUCACGAGCUUUCUAUCCGCCCGAUUACUUGCUUCUGUUUCAACAAGGAUUGCAGUCAGCUGGCGUUUUCUCCAAAUGACAGCACCGUUCACAUUUGCAAGAGAGCUGGCAACACAUGGGAUAAAGGAGUUGUACUGUCUGAGCAUGGCCAACGUGUGACAGGAAUGGCUUGGGCCCCAACCAGUAACAGGCUUGUCACCUGUGGAGCGGACAGAAAUGCCUAUGUAUGGGACCUACAAGAUGGCCAGUGGAAACCUAUGCUUGUUAUUUUGCGUAUCAAUCGUGCUGCAACCUGUGUUUGCUGGUCUCCUAAAGAGGACAAGUUUGCUGUAGGAAGCAGUGCUCGUCUCAUUUCAGUGUGCUAUUUUGAAAAGGAGAAUGACUGGUGGGUCAGCAAGCACAUCAAGAAGCCAAUCCGUUCCACUGUCUUGUGUCUUGAUUGGCAUCCAAACAACUUAUUGCUGGCUGCUGGUUCUUCUGACUUCAAGACAAGGGUGUUUUCUGCUUUUAUAAAGGAAGUAGAUGGAAAGACUAACACAGACACUAUCUGGGGAAAGAAAUCCAGUUUUGGAAGCUGUUUGUCUGAGUUUUCUAAUGGCAGAGGUGGUUGGGUGCAUGGUGUUAGUUUCUCUGCCUCAGGAAACAAACUUGCCUGGGUUGGUCAUGAUUCUAGCAUCAGUGUGGUGAAUGCUGCUAAUGAAUCCAAAAUGGCAACAAUCAAAGGCGAUUUCUUGCCUUUCACAGCUUGUGUGUGGGUCACUGAAAACAGUAUUGUCACUGCUGGGUAUGACUAUGUCCCAAUCUUGUUCAACCAUGAUGAUAAUGAUACUCUGAGUGGAGGCCAAAAGCUGGAUAUACCUAAGAAGAAGGAAUCCUCUGGAACUGUCAGUGCCAUGGCUAAGUUCCGCACCAUGGACAAACGAGCUCAGAGUGCUGAUGACAGUGAAUCUGGUACAGGAGUGCAGACCACCCAUCAAAAUGCCAUUAAUCAAGUGCAGAUCCACAGUGGAACUAAGGCAGGUGCCACCAAGUUUGCAUCAUCUGGUGUUGAUGGUCGUCUUGUCAUUUGGAACGUCAAGUCCCUGGAAUCUUCCAUUGCUGGUUUGAAGAUUUCUUAGAUGUUAAGAAGAUCAGUGUUUUCUUUUCCUGGGCUGUUAGAGAUGCCUUAUAUUUGUAUCUGCUAAACAAAUUUCUUUUAUAAAAGUUGGAAGGCGAUGAUUUUACCACAAGUUGAAGUGGAUCAUCGAAUCAAUAAAUGUUCUUUCGUUUUCUAAA
Molecule: messenger RNA, 1393 nt
Organism: Pocillopora damicornis (cauliflower coral)
Lineage: Eukaryota; Metazoa; Cnidaria; Anthozoa; Scleractinia; Pocilloporidae
Product: actin-related protein 2/3 complex subunit 1A-A
Biological process (GO): Arp2/3 complex-mediated actin nucleation
Cellular component (GO): Arp2/3 protein complex; actin cytoskeleton
Molecular function (GO): actin filament binding
Source: RefSeq, a predicted model, not a curated record